AUGGAAAACGAUCAGAAGCCGAAAGCCAAAUCAAUGACAAACUGUAAUGUGACAUCCCGGCCAUUGCUUGAAGGAAAGACACAGGGAGAGAAAGGAAGAUACAUACCUAAUUUUAGGUUCAAUCAAAUGGAAUCAAUUAAUAAGUAUGUUAGUGAUGAGGCCUUAAAAUCCUCACUGCUGAGUCAGCUUCUGUCCUCACUGAAUCAGAAGCAAUCUAACUUUCAAAACAAGGAAAUCUCAUGA
Dovyalis caffra is the source of this 243-nucleotide messenger RNA. The record is from the annotation of a GenBank genome assembly. NCBI's taxonomy places the organism in Eukaryota, Viridiplantae, Streptophyta, Magnoliopsida, Malpighiales, Salicaceae.